Molecule: messenger RNA, 2790 nt
Organism: Rosa rugosa (rugosa rose)
Lineage: Eukaryota; Viridiplantae; Streptophyta; Magnoliopsida; Rosales; Rosaceae
Product: synaptotagmin-3-like
Exons: 11
Coding region: 250-1932 (560 amino acids)
Cellular component (GO): endoplasmic reticulum
Molecular function (GO): lipid binding
Source: RefSeq, a predicted model, not a curated record
GUUUCGAAGAAGUUGUUCAGAAACGUGUUCUCUUUUUUGGCGGUUUUUAUUUGAUGUGAGGGGGAGCUUAAUUCCUAACGUAUCUUAAUUACUAUACAUUCUCCCUUAGAAUCCAUCGCUGGCCAAAUCUCUAUUUGUAGGAAAUUAGAACUACCUUCAUUCAUCACCUUUUGUCCUUGUUAGUCCUUUUUCAAUGCAUGCUUACACUAUCUGAGUUUCAGUUUCUUGGGAGGUUUUAGAAGAAGAAAGAUGGGAUUUCUGAGCAGCUUGUUGGAAAUCCUUGGACUUGGAAUUGGAAUUCCUCUUGGACUCUUGGUGGGGUUUUACUAUUUUAUAUAUUCGAAGCCCAAAGAAGUAGAGGAUCCAGUAAUCAAGCCACUUCAUGAGUUAGAUAAAACUGCUUUGCAAGACCUUCUUCCAGAAAUUCCAUUGUGGGUGAAGAACCCAAAUUAUCAUACAGUGGACUGGAUGAACAAAUUCAUUUCAGAUUUAUGGCCUUACCUUGAUAAGGAAAUUACGGGUAUGAUAAGAAGCACGGCUGAACCUAUAUUUGCCGAGUACAUUGGAAAGUUUAAGAUUAAAGCAAUUGCAUUUGAGAGACUAAGCAUGGGAACCGUUCCUCCUGUUCUUAAUGGUCUUAAAGUGUAUGAGACUAAUGAGAAGGAAUUAAUCAUGGAGCCAUCAGUAAAAUGGGCUGGCAAUCCGAACAUUGUUGUAGUCAUAAAAAUUUUGUCUAUACCAAUUACAUUGCAGUUAGAGGAUCUACAAAUAUUUUUGGCCCCAAGGAUAACUUUGACACCUCUUGUGCCUGCCUUCCCAUGUUUUGCAAACAUAGUGGUGUCAUUGAUGGAGAAGCCUCAUGUAGAUUUUGGAAUGAGCAUAUUGGGCGGUGAUAUCAUGUCUAUACCUGGCCUCUACCAUUUUGUUCAGGAAACUAUUAAAAAGCAAGUUGCAGACCUCUACCUCUGGCCUCAAACUCUUGAAAUACCCAUUCUUGAUGUUUCAACAGUGGCUGUAAAGAAGCCAGUGGGAAUACUACAUGUAAAUGUUGUUCAAGCGGUUAAACUCUUAAAGAAGGAUAUCCUAGGAUCAUCUGAUCCCUAUGUCAAACUCAGCUUGAUUGCAGAUGGAUUACCAGCUAAGAAAACAAGUAUCAAGAAAAAAAAUUUGAACCCCGAGUGGAAUGAGAAGUUCAAGCUUAUUGUGAAGGAUCCCAAUUCCCAGUUUCUUCAGUUACAAGUCUUUGAUUGGGAUAAGGUUGGUGCACAUGAUAGGAUAGGCAGGCAGUUGGUUCCUCUCAAAACGCUUACACCUUUCGAGAUGAAGGAGUUCAAACUUGAUUUGCUCAGGGACAGUAGUAAGGAUACUACUUGUUUUCAAAGCAAGAAGCAAAGAGGGCAACUGGUGGUUGAGCUGAAGUUUGUGCCUUUCAAAGAGGAAAGGGGAAGGUUUAGUGGACCUUUGGAUUUUUGUGAGCCAAAGGAAAAUGGAACUACUAACGAAAAUGGAAUCAACGAAGUGUCAUUGUCAUCGGAUGAUGGAAGUAAUGGGAGUACUCUAGGUGGAGCUGGUUUACUAUCAGUUACGAUCCAAGGAGCUGAGGAUGUGGAAGGCAAAUGUCACAACAAUCCUUAUGCUAUGAUCCUCUAUAGAGGAGAAAUGAAGAAAACAACGAUGAUUCGAAAAACUCGUGAUCCAAGAUGGGAUGAAGAAUUCCAGUUCAUGCUCGAGGAGCCUCCUUUACAUGAUAUAAUUCACAUUGAGGUCCUCAGCAAGCGAACAGGAAUUGGUUUUCGAUUUAAGGAGUCGUUGGGAUAUGUGGAGAUUACUCUUGCAGAUGUUGUACACAACGGCCGGAUCAACCAGAAAUAUCACUUGAUCGAUUCGAAGAAUGGAGUUAUACAUGUUGAGAUCAGCUGGAAGACGAUAUGAGGAAUGAAACCUGGAAAUUGAACUAGAGGAGAACAUUGUUGACUCUGUGAAUGAAAGUUCAUACAGUACUAUACUCUCCUGGACUUGGCAUUAUACGCUUCAAUUUAUUGGUCAUUAAAAGUUUCAUUAUUCAUUAGUGAGGUAGCAAAUACAGGUCCUCUAUACAAGCUGAAGGAUUCUUUUUGUCUCAAAUUCCAUUACAUUGUACAUGCCAAUGAGUCUAGAGAUAUACCAGUUUCACAAAAACAUAUGCUAAUGACACUGAAGCUGUAAUUUAUGGUCUUAUAUUCUGUAUAUGAGUCUAGAGAUAUACCAGCUUUCAUUUUUUGCAAACAAAAAUGUUUAAUAUUAUUAGUACAAAUGGGGAUUUCAUUGUUAUAUACAUCAAUUUAACUGCAUUCUCAUUAUUAUCCAAAAUUCCACUACCAGUUAUGUCAUUAGAUCAAAUGAUUUAUUUGGAGCUUUAAGUUUUUUAUUUUGUAACAAGAGACCAACUAGCUUUUCUUAAUUCUUAUGGUGGGUGAUUGAACUUUGACAAGGUCAAAUUCAUGUCAACCUCAACUAAUUUGAAACUUUAGAAAAUAGUGAUACAGAAGAAUCAAGACACCAACUUAGUUGGUAAACCAUACCAAUCUUCAACUAAGACGGUUAAUCAUCUUCUUGAAAUUGGGAUAUUUGAGGUCAUAUUUUUCUAUGUUCUUCUUGUUCUGGUCGACAUCUGCUCGCAUAUUGGUUGGCCAAAGUAAAAAUACUUUCAAACCCAUCAGCAUCAAUGAAUAUUGUAAACAAUAUAUACAGGUUAUAAAAUUAUGUACUAAUUAAUUAAAGCAAGAAUUGCUUAUAAGGUCAAAAAUAUUA